This is a messenger RNA of Pelobates fuscus (common spadefoot toad), 1452 nucleotides long. It is a transcript of the gene RCE1, whose product is annotated as Ras converting CAAX endopeptidase 1. The coding region runs from base 79 to 1005 and encodes 308 amino acids. The transcript has 8 exons. Gene Ontology annotation, cellular component: endoplasmic reticulum membrane. Gene Ontology annotation, molecular function: metalloendopeptidase activity. NCBI's taxonomy places the organism in Eukaryota, Metazoa, Chordata, Amphibia, Anura, Pelobatidae. Gene Ontology annotation, biological process: CAAX-box protein processing. The record is from RefSeq and is a predicted model, not a curated record.
AAUGUUGCAGCCAAUCAACGCAGCCGCUGGCUCUCGGCGGGUUCUCCCAGGAAGCGAGAGCCGGGAGGCUUGGCAGCCAUGUCCGGGGAUCAUGGAGGGGAUCCGGGGUACGGGCUGUGCGGGGUAUCCGUACUCUGCUGUCUGACCCUAGCCUGCUCGUACGUGGGCAGUUUGUACGUAUGGAGGAACGACCUGCCCAGGGAUCACCCGGCUGUCAUAAAGAGGCGGUUUACCAGUGUACUGAUUGUGUCCUCCUUGUCCCCUCUGUUUUUAUGUUUGUGGAAGGAGCUGACUGGUAUCAAGACAGAUGCACCACUACUUUCUCUCAUGGGUUUUCGAUUUGAGGGAAUCCUUACCGCAACAGUAUUACCCUUACUACUAACAAUGGUAUUAUUCCUUGGACCCCUUGUCCAACUCUCAUUUGACUGCCCAUGGAAUUUUAUUGAUGGAUUAAAAGUUGCUUUUGAUCCUCGAUUCUGGAUGCUGUGCGUGACUGACAUGCUGUGGCUUCGUAACCAGGUGAUUGCUCCUCUAACUGAGGAGCUGGUGUUCAGGGCAUGCAUGCUGCCAAUGUUAGUUCCAUGUACUGGUUCCGGCCCAGCCAUCUUCACAUGUCCCCUUUUCUUUGGCAUUGCCCAUUUCCAUCAUGUGAUUGAACAACUCCGGUUUCGUCAGGCAACAGUUAUCAGCAUCUUUCUUUCAGCUGCUUUUCAGUUUUCAUAUACCGCAGUGUUUGGGGCAUAUACAGCAUUUAUAUUUCUGAGGACUGGGCACCUGAUAGGCCCAGUCCUAUGCCAUUCCUUUUGCAACUACAUUGGCUUUCCUGCUAUUUUCUCAGCACUGGACCACCCCCGUUGUGCAACCAUUCUUAUUUUUUAUUUUCUUGGGGUUGCACUUUUCUUUCUGAUGCUCUACCCCAUGACUGAUCCUGUGUUGUAUGGGGACAUUCCAGUUUGUCACUUACUGGAAAAAGGAUCUGCAGAAUACCACUCCAUUUGCUCUUGACAACACCAGCAAAUGCAGCUUUGAUUACUUCUCACAACUGAAGGGAGAAAGUACAUAUUUUUACCAUCUGAAAGUGUUCAAGACUUGAUUAAGCUAAAUGAACUUCUUUUGAUUCACUGGUGAAUCUCUUACCAUGAGUGGUGGGGCAAACUGACAAAGAUGGUGCAUUGAGUUUCUUUAAAGUCUAGAAUUUUCUACUGAAUGUUUAGAAAAUAUCUAUUCUAAUAUUGUCCAGCAAUGUAGAGAGAGAACAUAUCUUUUGGUAUCUUCACUAUGCACUCAGUUUUUGGGUGUACUGCUGCUCUUUCAAAUCAAGCUGUUUGUAUUGCCGGGCAUGCCUCACAGUUAAGUCGCGUAUAUUUUUGGAACCAAAAUUUUAUUCCAUAGUUGUCUAUUUUUGUACAUAUUGUGUGGACCCAGAAUUAAAUUAUUUUCAUGUUUGGUGAA